AUGCAUACAAAUACAAUGGAAGGUGAAGGUGUGUGGGCUGAUAAAGAUAACUUGGGAGGACAAGUUGAAGACGAACAACUUCCACCACUGAAAUUACGACCUUCAGGAAAUUCUGGAGUUAAAGGGGUUAUCAACGACUACAAAGAUGCUCGUGCACACGCCGAAGAACGUCUCAAAGAGCGAGUUGAAGAGACGAAAAGGCAGAUGAUGGGGACAACCAAAAAGGAAGAGAAAAAAGACGAAGAAGACUUGGACGAGUUAGAGAAAGAGCUUUUUGGAGAAGUUGUGUCUCAACAAGUGUUCAAAGAACGGAACAAACACACUGCGAUACCAAAGUGUUUAACGAAACGGCGUUAUGGUGAUGUUCUUGAACUCGACGAUGACGAGUAUGUCAAAAUGAUAACAACACUUGAAGAUGAUGUCUUUGGUGUUGUUCAUAUCUACACUUCUUUUGUAAAAGAUUGUAUCGACAUUAACCACAUCUUAGAAACUUAUGCCCAAAAAUAUCCAACAGUCUGUUUUGGUAAAAUCACAUGGGAAGACUCGAACAAACCAUUCCCGGAAACAGCUUUACCUGCACUUCUUGUGUAUAAAGGAGAUGUAAUGGUGAAAUCGUUAUUCGGGAAAGAAGCACUCCCUUUCUUGAAUGACAUCUUCCCUGGCUUGAUCGACUGA
Entamoeba invadens IP1 is the source of this 675-nucleotide messenger RNA. RefSeq lists its product as hypothetical. NCBI's taxonomy places the organism in Eukaryota, Evosea, Mastigamoebida, Endamoebidae. The record is from RefSeq and is a predicted model, not a curated record. The transcript has a single exon. Bases 1 to 675 code for a protein of 224 amino acids.